AUGACAAAGUCGCGCGGCACCUAUAGCGUGCGUGACGCUCAAAAUGGCGUAGCGACCUCAAAGUCACGCAAGCGCGGUGAUUACGUCUGUGUCAUUCGCCACCUGGACAACACAGAGCACAGCAUUUACAUAUCCGGCAAGGCGACGGGGGAUGAAGUCUUUCGCGCCUUCCUUCGCGAGAUCGAGCCUCUGCCAGAGACAGACUACUUUGCGCUCUACUUUCCUAGCAAAUCACGCACUGUAACGCUCGAGUUUGGCGUCAAAUUCUUUGUGGCGGAUCCCCGCCAACUGCAGCAUGACCACACGCGCUUCUUAUACUAUUGCCAGCUCAAGGAAGAUCUGGCAUCCGGUCGUUUUGUGGCUCCCCACGACGUCUGCUGGCAACUUUGCGCCUACAUUGUGCAGGCUGACAUUGGUGACUUCAACAUCUCUCGAUGUCCAGAGGGUUAUCUCUCCGAUAUGCUCCUGCUGCCAGAUCAAAAGCCUGAAGAUGAGGACGAAAUUCGCAAUCUCCACGUCCAGCUCGAAGACAUGACGGCAGACGAGGCCAUGUUGGCCUUUUUGGAACUGGCCUCACAGCAGUUGCUAUAUGGCUUGGACAUUCAUCCCGUGAUGCUAUCAAAUCGCUUGCCAGGCUAUAUCGGCAUUGGCUGGCGUGGUAUCCGCAUCAUGUCGGAUACCAUGGCCACAGUCGAGUUCUUUCCCUGGGCCCGAUUCCAAAUGAUUACCUUUGACAAUCGCGUUGUCGAUCUCGUGACCAAGGGGCAACUCAACGGACCGGAUACCCACAAUGUGGUCACGUGUACAACCAAGCAACAUGCACAAGCGCUAUGGAUUGCGGGCGUCCAGCGUCAUACCUUUUUUCGCAGACGCCGCCAGCCGCAGCUCAAAACCUCAGGUCUUUUUGAUCGGUCCCAUGAGGCGCUGCGACGAGCCCACAUUAGUCCUCUUGGUCGCACGCAGGAGCAGAUCCUCACAGAGGUCAAGUCUUCACUCGAGUUUUCCACUACUUUUACACCUCGGCCGGUGACGCGCAAUCGUCAUGCCCGCAUGCAGCGUGUUGGCACUGGUGCUUCACGCUCAUACACGGGCGUGGCUCGCGAGUCCAUCUAUCGGCACCGUUCCGCGUCCGUUCCCACGCUCAAUUUGAGCUUUGCGUCCUGGUCUUCCCAUCGCCCAGGAUCCGUCCAGCCCACGGCAGGAUCAGUCAAACGACACUCUGCCGACUUUAGUGUCCUGGAUCCCGUGCCGGCUGCUCAUAACCAAAGCCUCAUUUCGGCCAAUUUGGACGAUGCUGUGCCCCCCACGCAGGCGCGCACGGCCUUUGCCCCGCGCACUUUUGCUGCAUCUCCUGAGCGAAGCUUGGGUAUCGGUGUCAUGAGCACCUUUGCACAUGCUGAAGAGGCAGCCCUGAUGGCAGAAACAGAAAUUUUAGUUGACACUCAUGAUACGGUGGAGCUCAAGCCCUUUGCUCAAGGUGUGCACGAGCCGCGAGUGGCAUUGGUACGCAACGUCGACGAGCUCAACGAGUUUGGUGGUCCUCAUGCUCUGCCCGUCCGCGCUUCGUUCCAUGCGCCCACAAUGUCGGAAAGCAACCAACCAUCGGCCGUGCAUCUUAAUUUCCUACCGCCGCCGCCGGCUGCAGACGAGAGCACAUUCCAUGGGCGCCUCAUUGCUGCAGCAGAGGUGGCGGAAGACCGCUUGGCCUACUAUCGCGUUCUUCGCACCGUGCACUAUGGUGACGUCGUCCUGCACCCGUCCGACAUUGUGGGUUUGACUACGGACGUGAUGCGUGCUGGUGACCACUGUGAAGUCUACCUGCUGCCAUCUUUGGCCAAGCACGUCACUCUCCAUCCUGAAGGUGGUAUGGCGCAAAAGGAGGGUCCCUUUGACGACGUGGAGCAGGGCCUUGGUAUUCUCACAACUCCGGAGCAGAGCCCGCUAGCGCUCAAAGAGCUACCCACCGUCACGCGCCUCAGUACAAUGAUGGCAGGGAUGAGGCAGCGCGAGCUAACGGAGCACCGCGACGAUGCACAACGCGACACCACCGUUGUGUACGAACCCGUGAGCGUACAUGCCGCGGUCACUGCCCCGCGCCCAGUUGUGCUGCUCGGCGCUGGCAAGGCCAACGUGGAGGCAGCAUUGCUGGAGCGCUUUCCUGACGCCUACCGGUUGGUCCGUCAUGACGCGACAGACUCGCAUGGGGAGGCCGAGUCUUAUCGCUUUGUGGAUUUGGAUACCUUCAUCCAUCAAGCCAUGCGCGACGAGUACGCCGAGGUCGUUCGCUAUGGCAGUGACCUGUACGGUCUGCCCUAUGCAUCACUCAGGACCGACGAGGAUGGUCGCCAUCCUGUCAUCCCCAUUUGUGAUCCCCUUGUCAUCACCACGCUGCAGAAACAUGGCGUUUUUCCCAUUGUAAUUUUCCUUGACUGUGACACCUCGCGCCGAGCGCGUCUUGUGAUGCCCCACGACAGUGCUUCUCGUGUACACGCCGAGGUGCAGCUGGCAGCAAAGGUCAAGUCGCACUUUCAUGCUUAUUUCAGUGGCCAAGUGUUCCCUGCCAAUAGCCUGGAAGACGUGGCCGAGGUCGUGCACGAGGUUGUCAGCACAGUUCAGCUGCAUCCCUUUUGGAUUCCCUCCCGCUUGCAUCUCAUGUCCGGGGUCGACCUAAACCUGGAUCUUUUGGAGCUGGAUCGUAAACCCUUGCAGCCCGUGAGCGUGGAUACGGUAGCAACCACGCCGGGGCCCUCCGUGCCCAUUCGUGCACGGUCUCGCGUCACUGCCAUGCCCAUGAUAUACGAUGAGGACGAGGCGGAGGAUGAGGCUACUACUGGGCCGGUCCCCGUUGAGAAGACCGAUGUCGGAGAGACCGCCGUGGAAGCAACUAGCGAGGCGACGAGCAAGGACGUAGACUCACGUCCCAGCAGUGCCGUGAGUCGUACCAUUGUGGACGACGAAUCAGGCUUUUGGGCUACAGAGUCGAUACGGAUUCCACGAACCAUUGCUGGCUAUGGUUUUGGUUUCCGGGAGGGUUCCGAAUCUUGGUGUCAAAACCUACCCGUGGUGACAAGCAUCACAGCUGGGGGUGCCGCGCAUCUUGAUGGCCGCCUGCAAUCUGAAGAUGUCUUGGUGGAGGUGAACGGCAAGGGCCUGGCCUCCAAGAGCUACGUGGAAGUACUGACGAUGAUCCGUGGUCAUUCGGGUGCUCUGCGCAUGACAGUGAAGCGACGCUGCAAGGAAGUCACCCUGUUGGCGAGGGACGGCAAGUACGGCAUGGGCAUUCGAGGUGGUGCUGAUAGCAAAACGCCCGUCCUCAUCUCGCGCAUCGCUGAGGGCUCUGCCGCAGCCGACGAGCCUCAGAUUCAAAUUGGCGAGGAAAUCACGCAUAUCAACGGGACUGAUGUGACUCAGCUGACACACGCCGAGGUACUGGCUCUCAUUAAGUCAAGUCCUAGCUCACUGAACCUGGUCAUCCACCCACGCCGUCCCAAAAAUCGACGUCACAAGGAUGACGAGCCGGUUUUCCGUCGAGCCAGCGCGUUGCCCGAUGUGGAUGAGCAGCCCGAAACGGACGCCGGGGACCAGCCCAUGGUCAUGGCCACAUCCUUCUCAGCUGCUGAUAUGGAAGAUUCCCGAGGCGUAUCAACUUUUUCGUCUGCUUCAGCAACAGCCCCGGCGCCACCUGAGCGACGCACGUCCAUUUUGCGCGAAUUUGGUCAGCUGGACACGUCCACCACCGUUGAUGAUGCUGCGGUCGGCUCGCUUGAGGGUGUAUCAGAUACGCCCAUGGAGUCGGGUGAUGCUCGCACGUUUUCCACAUUUGGUGUCGUCAGCUCCCCUGGGAGCUUGUCCACGUUUGGUACCGAGCCGCAGCCCAUCGCCUCAUCGGUACAAGAUUCCGAGCCUGUGUCUGCGCCUGUUGUGCCCGUGGCACCGGCCCAGCCUGAGCAGGUGGUGCCAGACGAGCCAGUCACCCUAACAUCCUUUGGGGUUGGCAAUAACCAGUCUUCGGAGCCAACAGCCCCCACGGCGCGACCCACGGCACCUCCCACGGCGCCACCCGCGGCACCACCUACAGCGCCACCUACAGCGCCCCCCACGGCUCCGCCUACGGUAACCCCUGUAACAGACAGCAGCAGCAGCAGUGGAAGUGCAGCCCCCCCACCGCCACCACCGCCUGGUCCCGCACCCGCCGCACUGACUGCCAGUCCAACCAAGAUUGUAGUCAAGAAGCGCGAGUCCGAUUCAGACGACAAACCAAAGCCCAUCAAGCAAAGCUCGCAGGCCGACUUACAGGAUCAGCUCUUGGCCGCAACCCAGCGUCGGCGAAAGAUGCUGGAAGACGGGCCAAGCGAGCCUGCCCAGACGGCGGCCGCCCAUGAGGCAACACCCCCGUCUCCCCCGCGAACGCCACACACCGUUUUUACCAGCUCCCCGUCCCUCGAGCGCUCCGAGGUGGCUGAAUCAAACAGCAAAACUGCUACCCCCCCGCCUGUGGCCAAGAAGCCCUCACGGCCCACGAUCGCUGAUAAGCCGACCAAGCCAGCGGUGGCAACCAAGCCUGAGGUGGCAACCAAGCCGGAGGUGGCAACCAAGCCGGAAGUGGCCACCAAGCCAGAAGUGGCCACCAAGCCAGAAGUGGCCACCAAGCCAGAGGUGGCAACCAAGCCAGACGUGGCCAGUAAACCUGCGGCUACUGCCAAGCCCACAGGGGCAGAUGCAUCCAUGGCUGUUGACAACAAAGCCUCGGAAGAGGAAGCUCCCACCGAGCAGGCCUCAAUUGAGUCAGAACCAGCCGCCCCAGCUCCUGUGCCCGUACCUCGUGAACGCCGACCUUCCCAGCCCACUGAGACUGAGACUGAGACUGAGACUGAGACUGAGACUGAGUCCGCGGCACCCGCGCCAAAGCCGCGCCCAGCCAAUGGUAAGAGUAGCAAUCCUUUUGCGGCAAUGAAAAACAACCCCUUCACCAAGAGCAAACUGCGUCAAGAGAUGAGCGCGCCACGACAGAUGGGCAACAAACCUUUGCCUGUUCCCAAGCGCGGCAGCACAAGCGCCAUGAGCGAGACUACUGCUUCUAGCAGCAAGGCUUCGAGCCUGACCGCGCAGCUUCCCAAACCCGCGCCCACCAAGGCAGAGCCAGAGUCCGAGCCCGUGCCUCCGCCGCGCCCGUCGCUCUCAGCUGGUUCCGGAGGCAACAACAAUGGACCUCGCAUCGUGACGGGAAGCUUCCCUGCCAUCUCCGCGAUGCGUCGCGGCCUUGUCAAGUCGCGUGAUUGCAGUUUGGCCUUGAAGCCAGAGAAUGCGGUGCGCAACCGAUACCGGGACAUCUUGCCAUAUGACGACACGCGUGUCAAGCUGGACAGCAGUAACAACGAUUAUAUCAACGCCAAUCAUCUCUCUUUCGAGUCGAAUGGCACCACAUUUUCAUACAUUGCUUCUCAGGCAAGUCUGGGACCGUUUCUUGGUCCCAAGCCGGAAACCUCAGAGCACUUUUGGCAGAUGGUGUGGGAGCAACAAGUGCGGUUGAUCUGCAUGCUGACCACUUUGGUCGAAGGCGGACGAACAAAGUGCCAUCAGUACUGGCCUUCGGCUCCUGGGGACACUUGCCAAUUCGGCGACUUCUCAAUUGUGCUGAAUAAGGAGGCGGCGCGCAAGGGCUACAUUCUACGCGACAUUACGGUGCAACGCGCCAAUGCCAAGGGAAAACGACGUCUUUUUCAGCUGCAGUUUACGGCGUGGCCUGAUCACGGUCUGCCCACGAGUAGCGCUGAAAUGUUGACGUUGGUUAAGGAGAUCAACAACUUGAAGUCUCGCCUUGUCAAGCCCAUGCCGUUGCUCGAAAAAGCAAAGGAGGUCAACAUUCCAGCCAUCCUGUCCCAGCUGCGUGAGCAACGCAUGAAUCUUGUGCAAACUCAGGAUCAAUACAAAUUUGUGUGUGGAACUGUCAUGGCAUUGAGCAAAGGCGCUGGCCCGGGCUUCAAAGUCUGUCCAUAAAGUAUUUUUCCAGCUCUUUGACGUUAGAGGUGCACAGGCCUUUUUCGCCGCUUGAUGAUGUUGUUUGUAAAAUUUUCUUCAGAGGGCAUCAGAAAUCCCUUCAUGCCCUCACAAGUUUUGUUUGGUUCUCUUUAUUUUUUCAAUGUUUCUGUGGAUGCUGUUCACAAGC
Molecule: messenger RNA, 6166 nt
Organism: Monosiga brevicollis MX1
Lineage: Eukaryota; Choanoflagellata; Craspedida; Salpingoecidae
Exons: 13
Coding region: 1-5997 (1998 amino acids)
Biological process (GO): protein dephosphorylation
Cellular component (GO): cytoskeleton
Molecular function (GO): protein binding; protein tyrosine phosphatase activity
Source: RefSeq, a predicted model, not a curated record